AAAAAUCGAAAGGAGACAAGAGACGAGAUUUCCUCAUCAUGUCCCCUCGGACUGUUGAAUAUCUGUCAUUUGUUCAGUGUUUCGAGGAGGAGAUGCGCGGAGCACAUUAACGUGUUGAAACGCCAUUUAACGUUGGACAGCGGAGGCAAGUGGACUUUUCAAAUAGCCUCUUUGCAUCUUUGAUAUGAAAUCUGACGCUGUGAUACAUGCAUUGGCGUAUAAGGGGCCAUCCAUAUUUCUCGGCAUCUAAUUUUUUUCACCAGAGGAGUGAUAUAGCCUGCUCUGACGUCUGCAUCAGAUAUUACCCAGUGCUUUUUCAAUGUGCAUUUUCCCCUCAGUGACUUUGCGCUGAUCUACAUCAUCAGCAGCAGCAGCAACGGGAGAAAAAAAAGGGAAUGAAGAUUUCAUUUUUCUUUUUUUUAAACUCACCGCUCCCCUUCAGCCGACCAGCGUUUCCAGCUCAAACAAAUAUCUUUUAACAACAUCACGUUGUGGAAUAGUCUGGCGCCAGAGGAUCGCUGGAACCAUGCCUCUUCUGCAGAUUUGGACUGGGAAAUUUCAUCCACCAAUUUGAUCAUCAAGAGGCUGCUGCUCAGUCAUUCAUGCCAGUGUUUGUUUUUUUAAGGGGAAGAAUACUUGUCAUCACUUUUAAAAGUAUUGUGUAUGCUGUCUUUGAGCAAGAUGUCUGAUCUUCUGGUGUUGGUCGAGGGGCUCUGUGACCUGCACGGAUUUCCAUAGCCGGGGAAAACAGCGGGGGCCAAUUACGAGAUUUUUUAAAUCAAGAACCCUAUUUUAAUGAAGACAUCGCAUGCGUAGAUGUAGGCUAGUUCAUUCGACAUUUUUAAAAGGCAAUUAUUUUUUAAUUGCCAGCUUUUACUUUGUGCAUUUUCUGGAGGACCACUGGACUGGUUGGAUUAUAGAAACUAUAUAUAAGGAUUUGUGGAGAUGUUGGGUCGUCAAGAAGAUAAAUUAUGUGGAAUUUUCUCUGCUCUGGCGGCUUUGUCCUUCUUCUGCUUUGUUCAAAGCUCUUCCACUGGAAGCACCGGAAUGUCUGUGGCCAAGACCACCGUGGACAAGUUGCUGAAGGGAUAUGACAUCCGUUUAAGGCCUGAUUUUGGAGGUGCUCCAGUCAUUGUAGGAAUGAGCAUCAACAUAGCGAGCAUCGACUCCAUCUCAGAAGUAAACAUGGACUACACCAUCACAAUGUAUUUCCAGCAGAGUUGGCGAGAUAAGCGUUUGGCCUAUGGUGAGCUGAAGCUAAACCUGACUCUGGACAACCGUGUAGCAGACCAGCUUUGGCUCCCUGACACCUACUUCCUUAAUGACAAGAAGUCCUUUCUUCACGGUGUGACAGUAAAAAACCGUAUGAUCCGACUGCACCCGGAUGGCACUGUCUUAUAUGGGCUGAGAAUAACCACCACUGCUGCUUGCAUGAUGGACUUGAGGAGGUACCCUCUUGAUGAACAGAACUGCACCCUGGAAAUUGAAAGCUAUGGAUAUACCACAGAUGACAUCAAAUUCUUCUGGCAAGGAGGAGACAACGCUGUGACGGGCGUUGACAAGUUAGAGUUACCUCAGUUCUCCAUUGUAGACAUCCGCUUGGUGUCCAGGGAGGUCAGGUUUACCACAGGUUCAUAUCCAAGGCUUUCGCUGAGUUUCAGGAUUAAGAGGAACAUUGGAUAUUUCAUCCUGCAGACAUAUAUGCCCUCCAUCUUGAUCACCAUCCUCUCCUGGGUCUCCUUCUGGAUCAAUUAUGAUGCCUCUGCAGCUCGGGUGGCCCUGGGUGUGACUACGGUGCUUACCAUGACAACAAUUAACACCCACCUUAGGGAGACUCUCCCAAAGAUUCCGUAUGUGAAAGCCAUCGACGUCUACCUCAUGGGCUGUUUUGUGUUUGUGUUCCUGGCCCUGCUCGAAUAUGCCUUUGUAAAUUAUGUGUUCUUUGGCCGGGGCCCUGCGCAACAGAAGAAAAUCAAUGAGAGGCUGAACAAAGUCAACAACGAGCGCACAAGAUACGAAGAGAAGCGCCUGAGGGAACAGGACUCCAUUUCCGUGCCGUUUCAAACCAACACCUUCAGGUCAUUUACACAGCGAAGAAAUCUGUAUCUCGAGGAACAAAGAAAAGUUGGGGUGGAUGCUUAUGGAAACAUCCUCCUCACCACGCUGGAGAUGAACAACGAAGUGAUGCCUUCUGACGUGGGAAGCAGCGUCGGUGACUCUCGGAAUUCAGUCAUGUCCUUCGACAGCUCCGGGGUCCAAUUUAGGAAGCCCAUGACACCCCGAGAUGGCUUCAGCCACCACUCGCUGGACCGGAGCGCCAUGCGGAGCCGGGCCAAUUGUCGGCUACGACGACGCUCCUCUAAGCUCAAGUUGAAAAUCCCAAACCUGUCAGAUGUUAGCACCAUUGACAAGUGGUCCCGGGUCAUUUUCCCUAUCACCUUUGGAUUUUUCAACCUAAUCUACUGGUUGUACUAUGUGAAUUGAUGUGCAUCCCACUAGGAAUCAUGGGCCAUAUUUUGAGAGCACAUUAAAUUGGCUUUGAUACAGUUCCAAAAUAUGUAUACACAUAUACAAGUUGAA
Molecule: messenger RNA, 2580 nt
Organism: Centropristis striata (black sea bass)
Lineage: Eukaryota; Metazoa; Chordata; Actinopteri; Perciformes; Serranidae
Gene: gabrb4
Product: gamma-aminobutyric acid type A receptor subunit beta4
Exons: 10
Coding region: 946-2484 (512 amino acids)
Biological process (GO): chemical synaptic transmission; regulation of membrane potential; nervous system process
Cellular component (GO): neuron projection; GABA-A receptor complex; synapse
Molecular function (GO): neurotransmitter receptor activity; GABA-A receptor activity; extracellular ligand-gated monoatomic ion channel activity
Source: RefSeq, a predicted model, not a curated record